GAUGAACCAUGUGCGGAUUGCUUUUGCGGGCGGGGACGAUAGGUGGUUAGCUCAUGCUUCCUUUUCCUAAUUUUGAAACCCAUCUGAGUCAGCAUCGCCGGCUUUGGAUUUCGUGGUGUUUUAUAAGCACAUUGGGCGGAGAAGUCGUUGGGUGCAUCAUUUUGCCAUGUGCCCCGAGUUUUGGGGAGAAUACCAUUUUGUCUGGAAAUUCGAGCCAAGUGGUCGAUUUCUGGGGCAGCAGGAGUAGGAAAGCUCCAUUAUAUACAUUUAUAGCAGUGGAGAAGAAGUUUUGGGGAUGGGAUGUUCAGAGAGGCAUCAUGUUGAUGCUUUGUGGUCUUGCGACAUUUGGAAUUCGAAGAGGACAAGGUGAUGUGCCCAAGCGAUCAGAGAAAUAGCUUCUCAGGUUAUUCUAAUGUGACUCUGACGGAGCUCCUCAAUGUUCAUUUGUGUUUACUGUGGAGGGUACACCACAAGUGAAGCAUGUUGUGGAGUGAUUACAUACCCCUCUAAAAAAAACUGUUGCAUCUAUCGACCCAAUGUCGAUGCCGAUGAGUGAUGUGCAGAACAUUGUCAAGCAAGCACCGACCUGUGACAGAAACGUCAGAAACGGGAAGACUAGUCGAGGAAGUCCUGUGCCACUGACAAAUACGGGAGAAAUUGUUAGCAAAUAUUCUUGCAAUGAAGAAAGUGCAUGCAAACAUCUCAAAAGGUAAACUUGUGGAAAAUCUGACCUAGGUCAACUCUUUCAACAACACUAUAAUAUUUCCGCAUACUGCUCCGAUGUGGCGAGGUAAUGCUCCUGGCUAUAAACAAUCUCGGCAACUGAAGCAGGAAAUCCUUCACGAAGAAAAAUUACUCCAAGCAAGCACAGUUUGUGAGGGAAUACACAUUUGCAUGAAUGAAGAAAUAGUAACAACGAGUGACACCAUCAUUCAACAAUAGAGCAAUCCAAUCCAGUAAAGGCUACUAAAAUAACGAUGCAACGAUGUGCUUACCGACACAACAAGCCCAAACCUGGCCGAAUAGUAUACAACGGAAAGCUUAUUCAAAAAUUUAAGAUAUAUAUAUAUAUAUAUAUAUAUAUAUUUUACUAUGUUUUAAAAUAAUAUAAAAUUUUAGAAAAUAAGGAAUGGACAUGCCAAACCAAGGUGGCCCAGGAUUCUAUGAUCUUGCCACAAAAGUUGGACAACAUGAAAUUAUUGGAUCUUGCAUUUGUUCUUUUGGCUAAACUUUUCAUUUGAGGUUUGUUGCUUGACUCAACACCUUGGCAAGAGCUCAUUAAGCAUCAUCUCACCUUAUUUCAUCCCAAAGGUGGAAGUCGUCUCUCCACAUAUU
Molecule: messenger RNA, 1335 nt
Organism: Physcomitrium patens
Lineage: Eukaryota; Viridiplantae; Streptophyta; Bryopsida; Funariales; Funariaceae
Source: RefSeq, a predicted model, not a curated record